CAUUCAUACCACGCUGAUAGCAGAUUCUUCUCGGAGUCGUCUCGUCCUUUCUGCUACGUGUGUCCUGCAGAGAAGAACCGACCAUGCCUGGGCUUUUGCUGGGAGAUGAGUUCCCCAACUUUGAGGCCGACACCACCAUCGGCAGGAUCAAGUUCCACGACUUCCUGGGCAACUCAUGGGGCAUUUUGUUCUCCCACCCCAGGGACUUCACUCCUGUCUGCACCACUGAGUUGGCCUGUGCUGCCAAGAUCAGUGAUGAGUUUAAGAAAAGAGGUGUGAAGAUGAUCGCCCUGUCCAUUGACAGCGUUGAGGACCACCGUAACUGGAGCAAGGAUGUGAUGGCGUAUAACAGUGCAGCUGAAACCCCUCUGCCCUUCCCGAUCAUUGCUGACCACAAAAGAGAACUGUCUGUGCAGCUGGGUAUGCUGGACCCCGAUGAGAGAGAUAAGGAUGGGAUGCCACUCACUGCUCGCUGUGUCUUUGUGAUCGGCCCUGACAAGAAGCUGAAACUGUCCAUCCUUUACCCGGCCACCACUGGAAGAAACUUUGAUGAGCUGCUGCGUGUCAUUGACUCUCUGCAACUCACUGCACAGAAGAAGGUCGCCACACCUGUCGACUGGAAGCCGGGUGAUAAAGUCAUGGUCAUUCCUUCUCUCUCUGACGCUGAAGCCAAGUCCCUCUUCCCCAACGGUGUGACCACGCAAGAGGUCCCUUCUGGGAAGAAAUAUUUGCGCUACACUCAUAUCUAAGACAAAUCUUCACAUUUUCACCCAACACUCAACACAUAGAACUAGAAAAAGCACUUAUCUGGUUUGAUGACAUGUGAUUUCAGUCAAGUGGACGGUUCCCACAAAUGAACCAGAAAUACCUUUAGUGUCAAUGUACAGUGCCUUGCUUGUCUUCCCUUAAUAAAUCAAUUUUUCACACCUUG
This is a messenger RNA of Sphaeramia orbicularis (orbiculate cardinalfish), 931 nucleotides long. It is a transcript of the gene prdx6, whose product is annotated as peroxiredoxin 6. Bases 84 to 749 code for a protein of 221 amino acids. The record is from RefSeq and is a predicted model, not a curated record. The transcript has 5 exons. Gene Ontology annotation, biological process: cellular oxidant detoxification; cell redox homeostasis. Gene Ontology annotation, molecular function: peroxiredoxin activity. Gene Ontology annotation, cellular component: mitochondrion; cytosol. Lineage: Eukaryota; Metazoa; Chordata; Actinopteri; Kurtiformes; Apogonidae.